AUGAUGCUGCGUCGCUGUGCAAGUCUGCGUCAUUUUAGUGCUAUUUCUACUGACCGUCCAUUAGUACUUGUCGGUACAACUCCUCGCUCAGAUGUUGAUCUCAUCCCAGAAGCCGUUGUGCGGGCUCUCGACAAAUAUAUAGUAGGUCAGCAGGAUGCCAAGAAGGCGGUAGCUGUGGCGCUGCGUACUCGAUGGCGCCGUCGACAGCUGAAAAACGAUGCAUUACGAAGCGAGAUCUUUCCCAUGAAUAUCCUCAUGAGUGGUCCAACAGGUUCUGGUAAGACGGAGAUCGCGCGGCGUCUGGCCAAGAUCUCUGGCUCGCCGUUCCUCAAGGUGGAGGCCACCAAAUUUACUGAAGUAGGUAUCUACGGCGCCAACGCGGACUCCAUGAUCAAAGAUCUCGUGGAUGUCGCUGUCAACAUGGAGAGAGCUGAUGCACAGAAGACCCACGCUGCAGCAGCUCGUGAACGCGCUAUUGAUCGGCUUGUAGGUCUGCUGGACCACAAGAAACUCAGUGACAUUUCGCGGGCGGAACUCCAUGAGGAAAUUUCUACAGGCAAAGCAGAUAACCGCAAAGUGCGCAUGCUACUCAAACCACUUCCAAGUAAGAUGCGCCCGACAUCGGCGAACGCGGAGAUGAUGAUGGAGAUGCCUCCCCAGCUGGAGAACAUGAUGAAGCAUCUCGACACACUCAUGGCGUCGAAUUUUAGUGGGGUUAGUGCCAAGAGCGAAGACAAGACACAGAGCAUUACGGUAAAGGAAGCUUUGCCUCGUCUCGAGGCUGAGGAGGCGGACGCUAUUAUCAAUGACGACGAAGUGGUCAAAAGGGCAUUGGAGAAUGUGCAACACAACGGUAUUUUGUUUCUCGAUGAAAUCGACAAGCUUGCCGGUGCUGGCGACCAUGCUCGUGCAGGAGGAAAUGGCGGCAGUUAUCGCAAGGGCGAAGGUGUACAGAAGGAGCUGUUGGCUCUGACCGAAGGCUGCGCUGUCAAUACUCGCUAUGGACUCGUCCACACGGACCACAUCCUGUUCAUUGCAAGUGGUGCCUUCCACCGCUCCAAGCCGUCAGAUUUAAUGCCUGAGUUGCAAGGUCGUUUGCCUAUUCGUGUAGCUCUUUCGCCGUUAGGUGCUGUCGAGUUUGAAAAGAUCCUGAGGGACACGGAUCAUAACUUGCUGGAGCAAACGAGUGCCUUGAUGGAGACGGAGGGUGUGAAGCUCUCUUUUACAGAUGACGCCAUCAGUGAGAUAGCGACUAUUGCAGAGCAAGUAAAUGCGCAGACUGACAACAUCGGUGCUCGUCGCUUGACGACUAUCAUCAGCAAGAUUACAGAAGAAGUUUCCUUUCACGCUCCUUCGAUGAAUGGCGUGACUUUCGAAGUCGACAAGAAGUACGUCCAACAGCGUCUUUCUAACGUGCUCGAGCGCACGGAUCUUUCCAAGUUUAUUCUAUAG
This is a messenger RNA of Peronospora farinosa, 1452 nucleotides long. Lineage: Eukaryota; Oomycota; Peronosporomycetes; Peronosporales; Peronosporaceae. The record is from the annotation of a GenBank genome assembly.